GCGCACACCUGCCUCCGCCAUUUUGUUUUGAUUAUUGAACGAGCGGUGCCGGCGCUCUCGGUAAACUGCUGGACACCGGCUGGGGGAGGGAUGGCGGCGACUCGGUACCGCCGGUUCCUCAAACUCUGCGAAGAGUGGCCCCUCGAUCAGACCAAGAAAGGCCGCGAUCUAGGCUCUUUUAUUCGGCAGCGAGUGGCGCAAGGUUUCCGGGAAGGGGAGAGCACCCAGAUUACAGAUCCAGAGAAAUGUGAUCGGAUGUAUGAAAGUUUAGCCAGAAUCCAUUCUGCUUAUUACAAAAACAAGUACCCUCGGCUCAGAAACACAAGUUUUACUGGUGUAACAGUGGAAGAAUGCCGAAUGGUUCUUGCAACAGAUAACAUGAAACAUAUAGAGGAAAUGAAGAAAGGUAUGUGGAAAAAGCUACGAGAGAAGUUCACAGGCAAGCCAGAAGAUGUCCCCAAGGAAUAUGUCUAAAAGUUACAACUUUUUGUCCCAUCCUGGAUUCAACCAACCCACUCAAAUCUCCUGAAUGAGACAAGGAGUCACGUUGAAAUUUCCAAGUUACUGCUAAUGUUUUUAUUGUCUGACUUCAGAAGAUUAUCCAGCAAAAUUCAAGGUCUGUGCUGACAAGAAUUGGAUGAGAUUCCUUUGCUUUCAGCACUACUUUAUGUUUAAGCAUCUAAGUGAAUAAUAACUUCAAAUUCUUUCAAACAGAGAUAUGUAGCCUUUUGUAAAGAUAGUAACUAAUAUUACUGUAGGAUCAGGGUAAUUUAUAUCUGUAUAGUACUGGGAGACAGUCACCGAUGGUGUAACCUCUGGAGGCCGAAUGAAAGGGCAUCGGAAGAGGCAAACAAAUGAAAAGUUCAGCUGGCCGAGAAGAGGGCUCAGAGAAAACGCAGGCUAGUGAAUCCUGCACCUUCUCAGCACACAGUCUCCCUUUGCAGCAAAUACGGCAGAGACUGCCAUGCCUAAGUGGUAAUGUUUAAUUGACCAUGACAGCACAAACCAUCAUAUCACAAGGCGCAAGGCUGCCAAGUAAAGUAGGGUAUGCAGGGUGGCCAGUUGUGUUGCAUAAGAUGUACAAAAUAUAUAACAAUGCAUUUGCCCAUAUUUCACUGGAAGUAUGAUACAUUCGAUGACAUUUCCUACCCAAAAUCCCACCUCUGCCUGAUUUUCCCAUCCGUACCCUCCCCUCUGCCUCCCGUGUAAUGCCAGUAUUAAUGGCCAGGAAACCCCAUUACAUGGGAUUUUAAUAUGAAACUCUCCUAUCUGUCACACUUUAUGUUUUGUCUCUGAUCUGAUUCCAUCUUCUAACAUCUAGCCUAUCUUCAACUGCCUAUUUAUGCCUUGGGACAUGUUUUAAACCUGCACAUCUGCGCGCACUGUACUCUGGCCCAGAUGUUUUUAUAUGUAAAUGACUACCUUAUAUUCCUCUUUAUUCCCUUCUCAGUCACCAGCUUGUGAGGUGGAGUGUUCAAGCUACCCCGUUCAUUCCUCAUCAUUUAGUCAUUGUCAGCAUUGUGACUCUUCUGAGGUUUGAAUGUGCCCUUUGGUAGCCAGAACAAGAAAGGGAAAGUCUUACCAGAAUACUGUACAGUCUUAGUAUGAUAUCUUAUUUGUAUUCUAGCAAUAUAAAAUUCAGCAUUCUUUUGCUGCUUCACUGUGACUACGUAUGUCAGGAUUAGCACCAAGUAAACCACCCCAGUCCCAUGGAUAUCUUCAUCCUUUCAAUACCCUUUAUGAAACAUAGAAGUUAUCCAUUUUUUCUGCCCACGUGCAAUACUAUGGCUUUAUCCACAAUAAAUUUCAUCUGUCACUGUUUUACUCAGACAAGCUUAAGUUUGGUUAUUUUGUUGGGUCAAGCCCCUUCGCUCAUCCCCUGCUUCCCUUCCUGAACUUAGUAUUGCAUUAGGGCGUAUCAGCCCAAUGUUAAUUUAUCACAAUUAUAGUUAGAAAGAGAUCCAACACUGUCAAUUGAGUACUCCUCCUUUAAACAAAUACGGUGAGAAAAAAUAACUCAUUCAAUACAAUGUGUAUCACUCAAAAGUGUUAUGCUUUAUAGUGUAUCAGAAUAAAUUAGAUAUUUCUAUUUACUAUAA
This is a messenger RNA of Carcharodon carcharias (great white shark), 2099 nucleotides long. RefSeq names its product ubiquinol-cytochrome-c reductase complex assembly factor 2. Lineage: Eukaryota; Metazoa; Chordata; Chondrichthyes; Lamniformes; Lamnidae. The transcript is spliced from 5 exons. Gene Ontology annotation, biological process: mitochondrial respiratory chain complex III assembly. Gene Ontology annotation, cellular component: mitochondrial matrix. The coding region runs from base 91 to 474 and encodes 127 amino acids. The record is from RefSeq and is a predicted model, not a curated record.